GACCAAGCAGAACAAUUCUUUAGAAGCGGCCAUACCAACAACUGGGCUGUUUUGGUGUGCACAUCGAGAUUCUGGUUUAAUUACCGACAUGUGGCAAAUACUCUUUCUGUCUAUAGAAGCGUCAAGAGACUAGGUAUUCCUGACAGCCACAUUGUCCUGAUGCUUGCUGAUGACAUGGCAUGCAAUGCCCGAAACCCCAAGCCAGCCACGGUGUUCAGCCACAAGAACAUGGAGCUCAAUGUGUACGGAGAUGAUGUAGAAGUGGACUACAGGAGCUAUGAGGUAACUGUGGAGAACUUUUUGCGGGUGUUAACCGGGAGGGUGCCACCCAGCACUCCUCGCUCCAAGCGCCUUCUUUCUGAUGACAGAAGCAAUAUUCUCAUUUAUAUGACAGGUCAUGGGGGAAAUGGUUUCUUGAAAUUCCAAGAUUCUGAAGAAAUCACCAACAUAGAACUUGCGGAUGCUUUUGAGCAGAUGUGGCAGAAAAGACGCUACAAUGAGCUGCUGUUUAUUAUCGACACCUGCCAAGGCGCGUCCAUGUAUGAGCGGUUUUACUCCCCUAACAUCAUGGCCUUGGCUAGUAGCCAAGUGGGAGAGGACUCGCUGUCGCAUCAGCCAGAUCCUGCAAUUGGAGUCCAUCUUAUGGACAGGUAUACAUUUUAUGUCUUGGAGUUUUUGGAAGAGAUUAAUCCAGCUAGCCAGACUAAUAUGAAGGACCUUUUUCAAGUUUGUCCCAAAAGUCUCUGUGUAUCUACUCCUGGACAUCGUACUGACCUUUUUCAGAGAGACCCUAAACAUGUCCUGAUAACCGAUUUCUUUGGAAGUGUGCGGAAAGUGGAAAUCACAACAGAGACGAUCAGUCUGCAACAGGCUUCACCGGUCGUGGAGAGCAGCAACGAGGAACACGAGAUGGUGGAGGAGCCCAUAGACCCUCUCAAGUACGCCGAGCAGCUCCCGGUGGCUCAGAUAAUACACCAGAAACCGAAGCCAAAAGAUUGGCACCCUCCUGGUGGCUUCAUUCUGGGAUUGUGGUCUCUCAUCGUCAUGGUCUUCUUUAAGACCUACGGCAUCAAGCAUAUGAAGUUCAUCUUUUAGGCCCAAGGAUGUCGGAAGCAGAGCAGAUGGAAGAUUGCAGCCUUGGAUGAAAGCAUAGGUUUUUAUAUAUUUUUAAAUGGGUUCAUUUUGUGUAAAUUUGGGAAGAAAUUAGGAAAAACUAAUUUUAAUGAACUUUUGACUUUAUCAUUUAAAAUAUUGUUAAUGCACUUAUUUUAUUGCCCAUUAAAUGUGUUUUUCAUUGUUUGUGCGUGUGUGUUAUAGAAACUGUGGGACAAUGACAUUGGAACAUAAUAAUUGAUUUUUUUAUCCUCUUUUCAUUGUAAAAGUAAGAAUUGUGGAAGUGUUAAUUACCACUAAAGAGGUAACUUCUGUUAAUAACUCUC
Molecule: messenger RNA, 1439 nt
Organism: Cricetulus griseus (Chinese hamster)
Lineage: Eukaryota; Metazoa; Chordata; Mammalia; Rodentia; Cricetidae
Source: RefSeq, a predicted model, not a curated record